AUGGGCUCGGACAGCGACCUUGAUCUAGAAAAAAUUCUGAAUACCGUCAUUGACCCCAGUCGUGAAGUAAAGGCGCCCAACUUUGACGACGACUUUGUCGCAUUAAACAUGGCUAACGACGGUAGCAACACUUCCCUUCAGAAGAAUGAUAUGACGACAGCUUAG
Messenger RNA from Plasmopara halstedii, 165 nucleotides. RefSeq lists its product as uncharacterized. The transcript is spliced from 2 exons. The record is from RefSeq and is a predicted model, not a curated record. Lineage: Eukaryota; Oomycota; Peronosporomycetes; Peronosporales; Peronosporaceae. Bases 1 to 165 code for a protein of 54 amino acids.